CCUGUUCAUAUGAACACAUUGCUGGAGAACCAGAGAAGAUAUUGUAGCUCUGGUGUUCCUGUGGGAUAUGAAUGACAGCUUGAGAAUGUCACAUGAGAUCACGAUGUUUUACCAAAUGAUGGAACAAGCCCAGAACACCAGCUGUGAAGCACCCACCCACAUCUGCAAUAAGAGUGCAAGUGGAGACUCACUACAGCUGCCCACCUUCUCCACAGCAGCCAAAGUCAGAGUAAUCAUUACUUUCACUCUGUGUGCCAUGUCAGCUGUCUGUAACCUCGCUGUGCUGUGGGCCGCCAAUACCAACGGAAAGCGCAAGUCCCACGUUAGGAUAUUAAUAAUUAACUUAACUGUGGCAGACCUGCUGGUGACUUUCAUCGUAAUGCCUGUUGAUGCUGUCUGGAAUAUCACAGUUCAGUGGCAGGCAGGAGACGUCGCCUGUAGGCUGCUAAUGUUCAUGAAACUUGUUGCCAUGUACUCCUGUGCUUUUGUCACAGUGGUCAUUAGCUUGGACCGCCAGUCUGCUAUCCUCAACCCACUGGCGAUCAAUGAGGCCAAGAAGAGAAGCAAGAUAAUGUUGUCUGUGGCGUGGGUGAUGAGUGUGAUUCUGUCUGUUCCCCAGAUGCUGAUAUUCCACAGUGUGACCAUCACGGUUCCAGAGAAGUUUACCCAGUGCACUACCCAUGGGAGCUUUGUCCAACACUGGCAGGAAACCCUGUACAACAUGUUCACCUUUGCUUGUCUUUUCCUGCUGCCGCUGAUCAUCAUGAUCUUCUGUUACACACGUAUCCUGGUAGAGAUAUCCAGCCGCAUGACCCACGGAAACAUGUCUUCUAAGGAGAUACAUCUCCGACGCUCUCACAACAACAUUCCAAAAGCACGGAUGAGGACUUUGAAGAUGAGCAUUGUUAUCGUGACUUCCUUCAUCGUCUGCUGGACCCCUUACUACCUGUUGGGACUGUGGUACUGGUUCUUCCCUGACGAUAUGGAUGAGACGGUCUCACAUUCUUUGACUCAUAUGCUCUUUAUUUUUGGCCUCUUCAAUGCCUGUUUGGACCCAAUAACUUACGGCCUGUUCACCAUCCAUUUCCGCCAUGGCCUGAAGCGCUACUGUCGGAGCACAGCCACGUUCAGCCGUGAGUCAGAGAACAACACUACCCUGACCGGCUCUUUCAGGCGCUCCCCCUUCCGCCUGACACGGCUUACCCAGCAAGGCCAGACGUCCAUCACUGGCCAGAUGGCAGAGGAGGAACAGGUCAAGAAAACCUGCCGCUAUAGCAACUACCUCACAGUUCAUAGCAGUGGAGAAGGUGACCCAGGUCCGACCAGUCCUGAAAGCACUAUAUGAGGGAUUAGAAUACGUCCUACUAAAGAACAUUGCUUACCUUAAUCUUCAUACCUACAUCUGCUGGCUCACAAUUAAUACUUUGAAAAACUCAUUGUUGUGCUGCAAGAAAUCAGAUUGGAUUAAUUGUCACAUUCAGCCAGACGGGGUUUACAGUGUAAAUCAUGGUUUCCCCAAUAGUUGUGCGUAUUUGGCUGGCAGGUGAUAUAUACACAGUGCAUUUAAAAAGUAUUCAGACCACUUGACUGUUUCCACAUUAUGUUAUGCUACGGCAGUAUUCUAAAAUUUA
This is a messenger RNA of Salmo salar (Atlantic salmon), 1631 nucleotides long. Its product is annotated as gonadotropin-releasing hormone II receptor. The record is from RefSeq and is a predicted model, not a curated record. Gene Ontology annotation, biological process: G protein-coupled receptor signaling pathway; cellular response to hormone stimulus. Lineage: Eukaryota; Metazoa; Chordata; Actinopteri; Salmoniformes; Salmonidae. Gene Ontology annotation, cellular component: plasma membrane. Gene Ontology annotation, molecular function: protein-hormone receptor activity; G protein-coupled receptor activity; peptide binding.